CUCUAUAAGUGACUGAGGUGAAAUCGUAUAAUUUGUCUGAGCAUAGCAAAAUAAGUAAAUCUCUCGUGACCUGAUUAGUUAAUAUAAUAUGACUUAGCUAAUAUUUUUAUACAUCGCACCGAAAGGAAUACAGGCUAUGAUAUUAUGCAAGCUAAAAAUAUUGGAAAAAGGCCGAAAUCCUUCACACGUUACCCCAAGUUUAUGUCAACUUGUGUAGUAUCAUUAGAGGUGCAAAAGACUGAUGAUGACAUAAACACAGCGCAAUGUCACAAAAAAUGUCCUGAAGCUAGUAUUAAUUCUGUAACACCAACUUUAUCUUCAAAAACAAUCACUUUGGAUCCAACUAAUGUCAUCGACCGUAAUUUAAAUAUAAAAGAAAAUAUAGACGAAACAAAAAUUGUUAUAGAAGACGACAAUCUAUGUAGUGAUACAGAAAACUAUCCCCAUGAUACGACUAACAAUGAAGUUGAAAACAAUAUAAGGAUAGAUCAUUAUAACAAACAGCCAGAAAUAGUUUUCAAUACCACCAACUUUCGUGAAAAUUAUAAAAAUAAUGUUAAAUACGAGUAUAUUUUUUCUAAAAAGAAAUCUAAACAAUUUAAACGUCUGUUUGAAAAUAAAUAUAAAAAUCAUAGAAAUAAUAAGACAACGAAAUUGAAAAACUAUUAUAGCAAAACGAAGAAGAAAUGUCUCUGUACACAAUUAAAGAAAGGUUCUAAAUUAAAGGUUUUAAAUUCUAACUCUAUAACAAAUAUUGUUUCUAAGUCAAGGCUCUUAAAAAAAGUACUAGCAAAAGAAAAGUUACUCAAUUCAGAUCAAGCCUUAUUUUCAGAUGUAAUAAGUUUGAAUGAAAAUGAAGGUGGAUCUUUAACUUCUUCGCCUUCUACUGCUAAAGGGUCAUUUUUUAGUUAUUCGAGUCAAAACACUUUAAUAGAUACAUUUAGUACAAAAAAUAAUUAUAGUAAUUUUGAAGCUGUUAAUUCACAUAUUCAAAUAACAUCAGACAAUCGAACGCCUUAUAAAAUGGAUAGCCUUAAUGUUGCUGUAGCUGUAACUUAUAAUGAGCCAAAUGUUUUCAAUAAAGAACAAUCCAUUGAAAAUGGAGAUAUAAAAGAAAAAAUACUAUAUGAAGAAAGUCUGAACAAUGCAAAUAACAUAGCACAGCCUCAUAAUGGUUUAACCUCUCAAAAUAUCAGUAUUUUAUCACAAAAUGACAAUGAAAAUUAUUUUACUGUUACUAAUUUAAUAACAUCUAAAACGAGUGAUAAAACGCUAAUCGGUAUCCAAAACACCUCAAAAUUAAACUUAAGUGAUGAUGAUACUUAUGUAAUAUCAAACACAAGCUUAGAUUUUUAUAAAUCAAGUUUAAAUUCUGACUACACUUUGACAACAAAGUCCGAAAUAAUACAUUUUGUACCUCCUUCAUUUAUUGACAUUUCUGCAAAAGAUCCAUCUAACAAAGUAACUUUACUGGAUGCUGUUAUAAAUAUGGGCUUGUUUCCAGAUAUUAAACCUUCAACUAGCUCCGUAAGUCAUUGCACUGAAAAAUUAAAUAAUGUUAUUAUAACUGAUUUACAAAAUAAACUACCCCUAUCUAGAAGUUUAAAAAAUAAAGGUGAUCAACCCAAUAAUAUAAAAAAGAUAAUGUCAAAAAAUUUGUUAAAGAAAACCUACGACAGCGAAAAGGAAAUUGGUAUUAAUAAAAACAUUAACUUACCGAAUGAGGCUACUGUUAAACAUAUUCUCCAAACACAGGAUGAUAAACAAAGAAAUAAUGACUUGAAAUCAAGUCAUCCGACUAAUAUACAUGAACUUUGGGAUAGACUUGUGAUUAUUUUAGAUUUUACAGUGAAAAAACUUGAAGAUACUUUAUCAGAAAAAAUCAUUAAGGAAUUAAUAAAAAUAAUGCCCCUAUUUGAGAAGUUAUCACAUCCUAUACCUAAUGUGAGUAUACAAACUGAUUCAAUACAUGUAUUUACAGAAAAAAUAGAAGCUGUUGAAGAAGUUUCCAUUAGGAAAGACAAAAUCGAUACAAUCGAUGAAUCAUUACAAUGUGAUAUAGUAAAGAACCGUGUUAUUGAUAAUCUUAUGUUGAGACUCAGCAUUGAAAGCGCAAAACCUACUUGUCUGGAAACAACGAGUGAAACGAUAAAAACACUUAAAAGUCCUGAACUUAUAAAAGAUUAUCUAGAAAUUCUGAAGCCUCCCAUAAAAGACUCUCUAAUAGAAACAAGUAAAGAUGAAACAAUAACGAUAUCUACAGAAGAGCCUGGUGUACAUUCUAUGGAAUUUUCUAGAUUACAACAUUUGAAAUUAAUUUUUAACGGCCCCAUAAAUUUUGUUCGGGAAAACUGGUUAGUUAUUAGUAGUGUCCCAACUUUUUUUGCUCUAAUGUUGUGCAUUUACAGUAUUAUUGUAUUUUUAGUGAAACCUUGGUGACUUCAGAAAUUGUCAUACGUGUGUAGAGUCGGAAAAAUAUUGUUUUUAAAAUAUGAGGUUGAUUUUAUUACUGUGAUAAUUUGAUCACAAUUUUU
This is a messenger RNA of Galleria mellonella (greater wax moth), 2534 nucleotides long. RefSeq lists its product as uncharacterized. Bases 145 to 2439 code for a protein of 764 amino acids. Lineage: Eukaryota; Metazoa; Arthropoda; Insecta; Lepidoptera; Pyralidae. The transcript has 2 exons. The record is from RefSeq and is a predicted model, not a curated record.